This is a messenger RNA of Pediculus humanus corporis (human body louse), 798 nucleotides long. RefSeq names its product AH receptor-interacting protein, putative. Gene Ontology annotation, molecular function: peptidyl-prolyl cis-trans isomerase activity; protein binding. The transcript has 2 exons. The coding region runs from base 1 to 798 and encodes 265 amino acids. The record is from RefSeq and is a predicted model, not a curated record. NCBI's taxonomy places the organism in Eukaryota, Metazoa, Arthropoda, Insecta, Psocodea, Pediculidae.
AUGGAACUAAUAAUAGGAAAAAAAUUUAAAUUUGAAGUUUGGGAAACUGCAAUUAAGACUAUGGCACUCAAUGAAGUAUCAAGUUUUGUUGUUGAUAAAGUUUUACUUCAAUCAUAUCCAAUGGUAUCUAAAACUAUCAGAGAUGCUAAAAAUCCUAACAAAGAAAGAAGAAAUCAUUAUUGUGCUGCUAGUUUUCAUAAUCAGUUAACUUACAAUGACUUAAAUGAAUUAAUGAAAAAUCCUUGUGAUCUUGAAUUUAUUAUAGAAUUGUUAAAAGUUGAAUUACCCGAUGAAUAUGAAAAAGAGUCAUGGCAAAUGGGAGAAGAUGAAAAAUUAGCUAGGAUACCACAACUCAAGGAAGAAGGGAAUAAACUUUAUAACAGUAAGGAAUAUAUUAAAGCAGCUGAUAAAUAUGCUUUCGCUAUUGGAAUGCUUGAGCAGUUAAUGCUUAAGGAAAAACCAAAAGAUAAAGAAUGGACAGAAUUAAAUGAAAUAAAAAUUCCAAUUCUUCUUAAUUAUGCACAAUGUAAAUUACUAAACUCUGAAUAUUAUUCAGUUAUCGAACAUUGCACAACUGUUUUGGAAUCUGACCCUAACAAUGUCAAAGCUUUAUACAGGAGAGGUAAAGCUCACAUUGGAGCAUGGAAUUUCAAAGAAGCAGAAAUUGAUUUGAAAAGAGUUGCUGAAAUUGAUGGCACAUUAAAAAAUUUAGUUCAAAAAGAUCUCAACAAAAUGGAAGUAUUAAAAAAAUCAAAAGAUGCUGAGGAUAAAGCAAAAUUACAAGGGAAAAUGUUUUAA